This is a messenger RNA of Brienomyrus brachyistius, 1507 nucleotides long. RefSeq names its product tetraspanin 3a (gene tspan3a). Lineage: Eukaryota; Metazoa; Chordata; Actinopteri; Osteoglossiformes; Mormyridae. The transcript has 7 exons. The coding region runs from base 73 to 834 and encodes 253 amino acids. Gene Ontology annotation, biological process: protein maturation; protein localization to plasma membrane; regulation of vascular endothelial growth factor signaling pathway. Gene Ontology annotation, cellular component: membrane. The record is from RefSeq and is a predicted model, not a curated record.
CAGGCAGACAGCCAUUUUAUAACUAUAGUAAUAAGGCUGCUGUCAAAAAUAAGCUGUUUUUCUGCACGCGAAAUGGGUCAGUGCGGUAUCACCUCCUCGAAGACCGUGCUGGUUUUCCUAAACCUUAUUUUCUGGGCAGCCGCGGGAAUUCUGUGUUACGUUGGAGCCUACGUGUUCAUCACGUAUGACGACUACGAGCAUUUCUUUGAGGACGUGUACACCCUGAUCCCCGCUGUCAUUAUUAUAGCUGUGGGAGCCCUUCUCUUCAUCAUCGGGCUCAUCGGCUGCUGUGCCACGGUCCGAGAAAGCCGCUGUGGCCUGGCCACUUUUGUCGUCAUUCUCCUUCUGGUGUUUGUUACGGAAGUAGUUGUUGUCGUUCUUGGCUAUAUUUACCGAGCAAAGGUGGAAGAUGAAGUUGAUCGCUCUAUUCAUAAGGUGUACAAUGAGUACAAUGGAACAAACACCGACGCCCCAAGCCGUGCCAUUGAUUAUGUACAAAGGCAGCUUUAUUGCUGUGGAAUUCAUAACUACUCUGACUGGAGGAACACCCGCUGGUUCAAGGAGUCAAGAAAUAACAGCGUUCCAGUCAGCUGCUGCAAGUCCAGUGUCAGCAACUGUAGCGGUUCUCUGAGCCGGCCCGGAGACCUGUACCAGGAGGGAUGUGAAGCUCUUGUGGUGAAGAAACUGAAGCAGAUCAUGAUGUAUGUUAUCUGGGCAGCUCUGACGUUUGCCGCGAUACAGAUGCUUGGGAUGCUGUGUGCCUGCGUGGUUCUAUGCCGCCGGAGCCGUGACCCGGCGUACGAGCUGCUCAUCACCGGGGGGACGUACGCCUAGAGAGCUCUGUGCCAUGUGACCGCGUGGGCUUUCUGCCGCCGUAAGCUAAAGUGCGCCGCGCACAACGCAGGAUAGGUACAACUGUGUGCUGCAGUUGGGUGAGGCAGCGAUAUACUGUUCAUGCCAUGCCUUUUUAGUUGAUAUUGCAAUCUUCAUAAGAUCUUAAGCAUAAAUAGCAAUGACCUUUUUUUUUGUCCUGUGUUUUAUGAAGCAUGGCAAACAGAAGAUAACGGGAUGAUGUUCUUUCUUAUUAGUUUGCAGUAUGUGUAGGUUUUGCGGACAUUUUGUAAGCACCCAGUAUGAGCUGUAAAUACCCCUUUCUCCCUUAUUAGGUUUUGUCGUCCCACUGCAGAGUUGGUUUCAGCCCAUUGCCGAUAUCACUUUCUGAGUAAUAACAUGACAUAACAUCCUUAUAGACAGACUUCUGCUUAAUAAUUUCUGACUGUUUUCUGAGUGAUUAACUUGAGGGUCCCUGUAAACAGUAUGUGAAUGGAAUUUGGGAAUAAUCUAUGCACUGUGUAUUCCAGUCAGAGGUGAAUUAUUAUUAUUAUUUAAUACUUUUCUUUCGUGUGCAGUUGUAUACUUUUGAGAAAUUAUUUGUGUAGAAUAAAAUAAUGUGAUGUUAUUACUGUAAAUAAGUCAGACCUCUUUCAAUAAAAUAAAUGUAGACCUA